AUGAGCAACAACGUUUCGGGCGAUAAUGCGAUCUUUGAAGACGGCAAGAUGGAGAUCGAGCUCACGGUCGACGCCAGAGUUAAGCAGGUGCUAGAACAGGGCUACCGCGACGUGGCGAAGCUCAUCUUCCGCCCCCAAUGGGCGCGUAACGACGUUCAUGAGAUCGUUAUCGAGCGCUCUCCCGUCGCGAUGCUCGUGCCCGAUCCAGAGCAGAGCAGACGCCUCACGUUGGAGACGAGGCGUCGAAACUUUGUGGCCUUGAACGAGCGCGGGCUACGCGUGAGCUGCUCGCACUGA
This is a messenger RNA of Hyaloperonospora brassicae, 297 nucleotides long. The record is from the annotation of a GenBank genome assembly. NCBI's taxonomy places the organism in Eukaryota, Oomycota, Peronosporomycetes, Peronosporales, Peronosporaceae.